Messenger RNA from Sinocyclocheilus grahami, 909 nucleotides. RefSeq names its product CMRF35-like molecule 1. The transcript has 7 exons. Gene Ontology annotation, cellular component: plasma membrane. Lineage: Eukaryota; Metazoa; Chordata; Actinopteri; Cypriniformes; Cyprinidae. Bases 1 to 909 code for a protein of 302 amino acids. The record is from RefSeq and is a predicted model, not a curated record. Gene Ontology annotation, molecular function: transmembrane signaling receptor activity.
AUGAAGUUCAUCUGUGCUCUCUGGCUUUGGAUGUUGCUGUCAGAAUUUAAUUCAACUACUGGCGAAAUUUCUAGUCAAGGACACAGUGAAGGAAGCAUCACAAUUACAUGUUCCCACGGCUGGGCUUCAACCAAUAUAAAGUAUUUCUGCAGAGAUCCAUGUAAAGACAUUAAAGAUAUUUUAGUGAAAUCUGACCAGUCACCUAGAGGAAGAUACACACUGAAGGAUUCUAGAGAAGGAACCUUCACUGUGAACAUCACUGAUCUACAGGAGUCAGACUCUGGGAUUUACUGGUGCGGAGUGGAGAGAUUUGGUUUCGACUCAUUUAAGAAAGUCAGACUGACAGUAUUUAAAGCCAACACUGGAAACAUGGAGGAAGUGACUCAUCAGAGGACGAUGGAAACGCAAACAAAUCCUGGGACAAGCGUUGAAAUGCACUUGACUAUACAAAGACACUCAGUUUUCGUAUCUUCAACCACUAAGGACAGCACACUCUCACUGACAUCAGCAGGUUUUGUCAAAGCAUCUGGUCCAGCUGGCGAAAAAGCAGGUGCUGAACACACAAACUCAUCCUCAUCUGCCCAUAUAUUCCCAGUGCCCUUAUAUUACAUGCCUUAUGCUGCUGGUGGUUUGGCCGUCAUGGUGAUCAUAUGCGCAGUUGGACUGGUCACUGUUUGUCAGUGCAGAAAGCGAGUCAAGAAAUCAAGAUGUGUUAUUGCAAGAUCUAUAUACAAUUCCCAUCACAGCGAGGAGGCUGAUGCUGUUUAUCAGAAUGCACCUGAUGACGGACCCUACGCCACCAUAAAGAAAUCCAGUACCAAGUCUAAGGACGAGAGCCAAUCAGACCCAAUCUAUCAGAACCUACACUUCAACACUACCCAGGGAGAAACUAUCUAUGGCAAUCUAUAG